This is a messenger RNA of Pogoniulus pusillus (Red-fronted tinkerbird), 1558 nucleotides long. RefSeq names its product NADH:ubiquinone oxidoreductase subunit B3 (gene NDUFB3). The coding region runs from base 173 to 469 and encodes 98 amino acids. Lineage: Eukaryota; Metazoa; Chordata; Aves; Piciformes; Lybiidae. The transcript is spliced from 4 exons. Gene Ontology annotation, cellular component: mitochondrion. The record is from RefSeq and is a predicted model, not a curated record. Gene Ontology annotation, biological process: mitochondrial respiratory chain complex I assembly; electron transport chain.
CCUUCGCCAAGACAGUGGGGAGUACCGGAACGGAAGCUUCCCGGAACGCUAGUAGCUGGCUGCGCUUCCUGUAGCGGCCAGUGUUUGCGCUGAGUUCCGGUACCGGGUGGCGGUUGUGACCUGAAGGAGGGUCACGGAGCGGGCAGGUACUGAGGAGCCGUUGGUGGGAGAUAUGGGUCACGGAAACGAGCAUGGCCAUGGCCAUGGUAAAAUGGAACUCCCUGACUACAGGCAAUGGAAGGUAGAGGGUACUCCACUAGAGAAGGUGCAGGAAAGGCUAGCUAAACGGGGUCUGAGGGAUCCAUGGGCUCGUAAUGAAGCCUGGAGAUACAUGGGUGGCUUUGCAAAACCUGUCACCUUAACAGAAGUCUUAACUAAGGGACUCAAGUGGGGAUUUGCAGCUUUCGUCGUAGCUCUUGCCAUUGAAUAUACACUGUUCCCUCCAAAGAAGAAUGGAGGCCAUCACUGAAGAUCAAAUAUGAGAGCUUAAUAUUUACUCAGUACUAAGCUGAAACGUGGAGACCCUAUCUGUAUCAGUAGUCAAGGAUCUGUUUCUGCUGACCUGGAAAGAUACUGGUGAUUCAUCCAUUGGUUUUGCUAAUGCUACCUAUAAUAUGUACAUCAUUAUAUAUAUUUGGAAGAUGUUGAUGUUACAGAAAAUUAGCACAGCUGAAUGAGCACAAUAGAAUAACAAUUAUGCAGUCAGACUACAUUGGAUGUUGCUGAAACUCGUGUUUCAGAGCAUAACAAAAUAACUGUUCUCAUGUUGUGAGGCAGAUGCAGUUUAAGUACCAGACUAUAAUAGUUUCUGUCUGUGAUGAGCUUUCAAAACUACAGGCUCCUAUCCCUCAAUUAGAUCUUUGCUAGGUCAGCUUAUAUAGACUUGUAACAUCAAAGCAAGUGUAUUUUGUACAUGAAACUAAUUGAAAUUGGAAGUGUUUGCUUCAAGGGGUUUUAUAAGAAAUGUAUUCAGGACCCAUGUUUGUCAUCCAGUUUACUGAUUUCAUCAUUGGUAUCAAAAUACCUAGAUUUAUCCAGACUGUUUUACAUGCAAGCCAGGGAAUGGAAAGUAAGAUAAUCUUCUUACCAUUGUUCCAGUGGAGAAGAAAAACUCUUGAAAAUAAUCUCAUCAUAGUGAGUUAGCCUCUUUAAAAUUGUAAAAGUAACAGCAAGACUUAACAAGUUUGACUAAUGACACCACUUAUACAUACAGAUGGAAUGGCCAGAUCACACCAAGCCUGAUUUUGAAAUAUAUAGCAUAAGAUAAUCUAAAAAAUUAUGUAUUAAAUCUGUUACAAAAAUACAUAAAAGGAAAUAUGCCCAAGCCAGAGAUUUAUAUCCAAAGUCCUCUAAAUUGGAAGAACGAGGGGGGGGGGGGGGAAAUCACAACUCAUAAAUCUAUAAAAAUAUAAAAGUGGUUUAAUAAGCAUACAAAAACUAGGUAAAUAGAGGGAAAAGUGGAGUAAGUGAAAAGAGUACACUGGUCACUUAAGCUGUGUUAAAUUGGUAAAUAAUGAAAACGUUUAUAAAUAAAUAAAUGUUCUUUCACAAGCCUGCA